This is a messenger RNA of Solanum verrucosum, 741 nucleotides long. RefSeq lists its product as uncharacterized. The transcript is spliced from 2 exons. The record is from RefSeq and is a predicted model, not a curated record. NCBI's taxonomy places the organism in Eukaryota, Viridiplantae, Streptophyta, Magnoliopsida, Solanales, Solanaceae. Bases 18 to 503 code for a protein of 161 amino acids.
CUCUCUCUGCUUCAAUAAUGGCCUUAUUCUCUCCAAAGUCAGAGCUUUUGUUCUUGUUCUUCUUCAUCUUUUGUCUAUCCUUCAAUCUUAGCCGUUCAAAUAAAGAUGAUGAUGUUCAUGAUCUCCUUCCUUCUUACAAUCUUCCAAAGGGUCUUCUCCCAAACAAUGUGAAAUCCUACACUAUUUCCACAAAAGACGGUUCUUUUACUGUCCAACUCACACAUCCAUGUUAUGUACAGUUUCAAGAUCAGCUUGUUUACUACCAAAAAGAUAUUAAAGGGAAGUUGAGUUAUGGAUCUGUCUCUGAUGUCACUGGAAUACAAGCAAAAAAGUUGUUUGUAUGGGUAUCUGUAACUGGGAUUAGUGUUGAUGAAGAGUCUCAGAUGAUUGAAUUUCAUGUUGGAUUUUUGUCUGAAAAGUUACCAGCUAAGGAAUUUGAAAAUAUUCCUACUUGUACUAAUAAGAUUAAGGGCUGCCAACAUUCUGCCUUUGCUUCAAUAUGAUGAGGACAAAUGGAGCUCUCAGAGGUACUGUUAUGCUUCUUGUGAAGAAUGAAAUGUCGACUCGGCUUGAGAAAUAGUCAGUAUUUGGAGUCUAUGAAAUUCUUCCUUAACAGAAACAGAAGAAGGGACUUCUAUCUUUGGUGGCUGUUCUUCUUGGUUCAAUAUUUCCUUCUCAAUUCUCACACAUCUAUAAACAAACGAAAUAGCACAUUUCGAUUUAUAAUAAUCUUUUGAUCAC